Messenger RNA from Dichomitus squalens LYAD-421 SS1, 1100 nucleotides. RefSeq lists its product as uncharacterized. Gene Ontology annotation, molecular function: protein binding. The coding region runs from base 1 to 1056 and encodes 351 amino acids. The record is from RefSeq and is a predicted model, not a curated record. NCBI's taxonomy places the organism in Eukaryota, Fungi, Basidiomycota, Agaricomycetes, Polyporales, Polyporaceae. The transcript is spliced from 2 exons.
AUGUCAUCGAUCUCCACCCAGAGUCCCGAUCCUUUGGGCGCCUCGUACGUCAACGAGGAUCUCAACAAUCCUCCAGUAACAUCGCCAUCUUUGGAGGGGUUCCAAAGGGACUCCGACAUAUGGUUUGAAGACGGGAACAUCAUCGUCAUUGCCCAAAGCACUGCUUUCCGCUUCCACAAAUCUGUCUUAGCCUCUCAUUCCCAAGUGUUUCGUGAGCUCUUCUCGGUCCCCCAACCCUCUCCAAAUGCUGGAGAGAGCGAGGCGAUAGACGGAUGUACGGUCAUGUAUGUAUCUGAUACGGGCUACGACUUUCGGGAACUCCUCCGAGCGAUAUACCGUGGCGUCAGCUACCUUCAUCCAGAACAGACUAUAUCCUUCCCCAUUCUCGCCGCGCUCGCACGUCUCGGCCAUAAGUAUCAGCUCGAUCAGCUGCUGGAUGCAGUCAUCUUCAGACUACAGCGCACUUUCAAUACCGAUCUCGAGGUUUGGGACCGAUCGCGUGGAUUCGGAGCGGACUCGCCCUUGGGACUCGUUCCUAACAACGCGAUAGAGGCACUCAACCUCUUUCGUCGCCUUCAGAGGUCAGACAUGAUCCCCACUGCGCUUUGCGGCUGCUCCCGCCUCCCACCCGCUGUUCUCAUUCAUGGAGUCGACCGUGCAGACGGCGUGACGCGGGAAAGCCUCGAGCUUACCGACCUGGAGCUCUGCUGGAAGGUCCAGAAGCGCCUUAUCCGCGAGGCCGUGGAUCAGAUGACACUGUUUUCCGAAUACUUCGUCACAAGACUCGCUGAAGUCAAAUGUCAGAGGCGCGACUACUGCAUAGAAGGCCUGAAAAUCCUUCUCCAAGAGACGCGGAGAGGCAUGUCUUAUCUCGCCUUUGUCGAUCCCCUAGACAAGUUCAGUUCGAUUUUUGAGUCUGAUGAUGCUCCCUUCUCGAAGCGAUUGUGUCGCGAUUGUCUAGCAGUAUUGAAGAGCAGGCACUGGGAGCUACGGAAGAAAGUAUGGGGAAAGCUUCCGGAUAUCAUGGGGAUGAGUAUCACAGGAUGGGGAUCGUAAUGAGUACUGUAUCUAACAGAACGAGCAUCUAGUCAAUUUUGUCG